UCUCUUUCAAUCUCCCUCCGUGCUUGGCCACCUAAAAAAAAAAAAAAAAUUUCUCUCCCUCUGCAAAUCAGAGGGAUUUGAAUUUGGAACUGUAAUGGGGAAGAAGGAGAAGAGCCUGACGAGGGAUUCUCAGGACCAUGGCUGCUACAACUACAAAAUGUUCAACUUCUUCAAUCGGAAGUUCAAGAUCAACGAGGUGGAGCCACCCGACGACGUCAGAGCGGCGUUCGCGGAGUACGCCGGGGACGGCUCUCACAUGUCCGCCGAUCAGUUACGUCGGUUCUUAGCAGAGCAGCAGGGAGAUGUGGAUUGCACCGUGUCCGACGCGGAGCGGAUUAUUGAGCAGGUCGUUCAUCGGAGGCACCCCGUCACCAGGUAUGCGCGCCACGGCCUCAGUAUCGAUGAUUUCUUCCACUUCCUCUUCUAUGACGAUCUCAAUAGCCCCAUCACAACGAAGGUACACCAGGACAUGACUGCUCCAUUGUCACAUUAUUUCAUAUAUACAGGGCACAAUUCCUAUCUAACUGGGAAUCAACUCAGCAGUGAUUGUAGCGAGGUGCCAAUUGUCAAGGCUUUAGAAAGGGGUGUGAGAGUAAUUGAACUUGAUUUAUGGCCAAGUUCCACAAAAGAUGAAAUUCUUGUUCUUCAUGGAAGGACCCUGACCACUCCUGUAUCACUUAUAAAGUGUUUGAAGUCCAUAAAAGAGUAUGCCUUUGCUAGUUCUCCUUAUCCUGUAAUCAUAACAUUAGAAGACCAUCUUACCGCAGACCUUCAGGCCAAAGUUGCAGAAAUGGUGACUCAAACAUUUGAAGAUAUGCUCUACUAUCCUGAAUCAGAAUGCUUAGCCGAAUUUCCUUCACCAGAAUCAUUGAAAAAUCGAAUAAUUAUCUCAACCAAGCCACCGAAAGAGUAUCUUGAGGGUAGGGGGGAAGAAGCAUUCGGAAUGGAGACACCAGACAACACAGCUGAACAAGAAUCUGAUUACAGGAGUGAUAGUGAUCAUGAGGAUGAAGACUUCAAUGAAUGUGAUCGCAAAUCAGGUCAAAUUGGAUCACCUGAAUACAAACGUCUAAUAACCAUUCAUGCUGGGAAGCCAAAAGGUGCCUUGAAGGAUUCAUUACAAGUUGCAGUUGAUAAGGUUAGGCGUCUUAGUUUGAGUGAACAGGAACUUGAAAAGGCUGCAGCAUCUCACGGAACUCAUGUUGUAAGCUUUACCCAGAGAAACAUCAUGAGGAUAUACCCUAAGGGUACACGGUUUGACUCAUCAAACUACGAUCCGAUUAUUGGGUGGAUGCAUGGAGCUCAGAUGAUUGCAUUUAACAUGCAGGGAUAUGGAAAAUCUCUCUUGUUGAUGCAUGGCAUGUUUAGAGCCAAUGGAGGGUGUGGUUAUGUGAGAAAACCUGACCUUUUAAUGCAGAAAGGUCCACAGAAUGAAGUAUUCGAUCCUAAAAAGGCAAUGCCAGUACGGAAAACAUUGAAGGUGAAAAUAUAUAUGGGGGAUGGAUGGCGUUUGGACUUUAGUCACACGCACUUUGACACAUACUCUCCACCAGAUUUCUACACAAAGGUUUAUAUUCUUGGAGUGCCAGCAGAUAAUGCCAAGAAGAAAACAAAAAUAAUCGAGGAUGAUUGGUCUCCUGUAUGGAAUGAAGAAUUUGUAUUUUCCCUGACCGUUCCAGAACUGGCUCUGAUCAGGAUUGAAGUACGAGAAUAUGACAUGUCCGAGAAGGAUGACUUUGGUGGGCAAACAUGUUUGCCAGUCAUGGAGUUGAAGCCUGGGAUACGGUCAGUCCCACUGUAUGACAAAAAGGGUGAGAAACUCAAAAAUGCUAGGCUUUUAAUAAGGUUUCAGCAUGAAUAGAUUCCAUAAAGUAGUGUUCACCCGGCGUGUAUAUGUUCUUCCCCUUGAACACCUCACAUACAAUAUCUGCACGAAAUAUAACAGUAUAUAACACAUUGUAAUUAGUUGAUACAACUUUGAUACUAGUGAUUCCAGGUGAACGUAAACCUUCUCUAUAGAAGUUGUGUGAUUAAAGAAAGAUCCAUUAAUAUC
Messenger RNA from Rubroshorea leprosula, 2053 nucleotides. Lineage: Eukaryota; Viridiplantae; Streptophyta; Magnoliopsida; Malvales; Dipterocarpaceae. The record is from the annotation of a GenBank genome assembly.